Molecule: messenger RNA, 948 nt
Organism: Metarhizium album ARSEF 1941
Lineage: Eukaryota; Fungi; Ascomycota; Sordariomycetes; Hypocreales; Clavicipitaceae
Product: OTU domain-containing protein 6B
Exons: 1
Coding region: 1-948 (315 amino acids)
Biological process (GO): protein deubiquitination
Molecular function (GO): cysteine-type deubiquitinase activity
Source: RefSeq, a predicted model, not a curated record
AUGGAAGGCGAGUCUCUCGACCAAAUGACGGCCCGCCACCGGCGUGAGGUCAAGGAGCUCCAAGGCCGAACCACGAGCAAGAAGAAGAAUGCGACCAAGAAGACGCGCAAGGGCGUCAACGACGAGUGCGCCGCCAUGGAGCGGCAGUUGCGGGAAAAGCAAGCGGGCGAAAUUGCCACCCUCGAGGGCAGCAACACGCCACGGGACGUGACGCCCAAGCAGCACGACGACGACGGCGACGACGACGACGACCGCGCCCACCUCUACGGCCCGGGGCGGGCAGAGCGGGCAAAGCGGGCGGCACCGGAACAAGACGAAGCCCCAGACACGGCGGCAGACGAGCUGAAACCGAGCAUCGGCAAGGCUCUCCCGCAGCCGGGCAAGAAGCGGAGCCGGCAGAAGGAGCGGCUGGCGCGGCGAGCAGCAGAGCAGGAGACGGCGGCUCGGCGGGCGGAGUCGGAGGCGGCGGGCAUGACGGACCACCGGACCAUGGAGAGCGCGUCCAUGAAGGAGGAGUUUGCGGCGCUGGGCCUCGUGGAGAAGGACAUUGAGCCCGACGGGCACUGCCUGUUCUCGGCGGUGGCGGACCAGCUGGCGCAGAAUGGGAUCCCGACGGGCCGUACGGACGCGGCCGAGCCCGAGCACAGGACGGUGCGGCGGGCGGCGGCGGCCUUCAUGGGCGCCCACGCCGACGACUUUGCGCCCUUUGUCGAGGGCGACCUGGGGAGCUACGUGGCGAGGAUGCGCGACACGGCCGAGUGGGGGGGGCAGCUGGAGCUCACGGCGUUGGCGAGGCGGUACGGCGCCGAGAUACGGGUGGUGCAGCACGGGAGGACGGAGAGGAUCGGCGAGGAGGAGGGCGCGCAGACGGGCAAGGUCUUGUGGCUGGCGUACUACCGCCACGGCUACGGGCUGGGCGAGCAUUACAACUCCCUGAGGCGGGGGUGA